Molecule: messenger RNA, 1226 nt
Organism: Mycena citricolor
Lineage: Eukaryota; Fungi; Basidiomycota; Agaricomycetes; Agaricales; Mycenaceae
Source: the annotation of a GenBank genome assembly
AUGAUCUCUGAUACGGCAGCAAUCUUCCUUGCGGUUGCACUCCUUCUGUCGAACGUAGAGCGAAUUUUCCAUCUAUUUCAUUGGAUCUGGGUCUCUGUGGCACGACUGUGCGGUUCAGGUCGGCCGAGUCGACGAGCCGUGCCGUAUUGGAGUCAACAAGGCGAGUUCCUCGGAAUGGUAUUGCCCCCUGAUCAGAAUCCACGUUCUACCAACAACGCGGUUGAACUAGUUGGACAAUCCAUUUCCCUGCCGCAGACUCUACGGGAUUGUCCGAGAAAAUCUGCAACAGAAUUGCACACUCAACUCCCGUUACCACCGUCCCGAAUGGUCCUGGUCUGGGAUGGUUGGCCUGACGGGGCUUUCUCCACGCAUCUGACGAGUGAAGAUAUGAAAUUAACAUCCUCCGCCUCGAUAAACUGGUCUUGUGACAGUUUGCGCAUCGAUACAGGGAAAACUCGGGCGCGGACUUGGCAGCAAGGGAGGGAAACACGAAAGAUUUGUCGCGGUGUUUUCAAAUGUGAGUCAUCACAGUGUCCGUUUGAGAUGCUAGCGGCCGCGGAUCGGUCUUUCUCUGUCGGUCAAGCUCUCGGACGAUAUAUUUGCUUAUGCGGAGCGCGACUUCAAUAUGUCACCUGCGGAACCACCUCCUCAAUACAUCGGUAUGCCGGGGGUGCACUCUUUGUGAAUCGCGGCAGUCACACCCACACCAAUUACACGCAUGUGCUCAAGAUUUCGAGUAACGGCACGUUCAAGCUGCCAGUCUUUGUGCCACGAAGGGAACCUGUCAUUUUACAGAGUUUGCCAGCUCGGGACUUGACGACAUCGGAUAUGGGCACCCCAGAGCCAACAACAGAACCCGAGGAACGACUCAAGUACACCACAAGAUCAGAGCGCAGCCCCGACGGUUUUGAAUCAACAAAUUUCGGUGAUCGUGAACGAGAGUGGUCAGACGAGGAGCGCCGUGAGAUAGAGAUGGAUCCGGAAGCUGACCAGGAUGAGGAUUAGAUUAGCCGGAAUUUGAAAUAAUACUCGCCAUUCCAUCUUCGACGGAAGUCUUCGUCCUGCAACUGUUGAACGCGCAACUUCAGUGCUGUGGCCGUCAACCCUGACGAUGCCACUGCACAGUCCUAUUGUCGAUGGCGAGGAGAAGAGACGACCGAAAAAACAUGUCAAAUUAGACGUUGAGGAAGCAUUCAGGCCACGGAGACCGAGCCAGAAGGUUUUAA